AUGUCUGAGGAAGAAGUUAAGAUAAUGGUUGAAGAAGAAGCUAAGGGUUUGGAUUACAUACCUGAGGUGAUACUGAAGAAGAGGAAGAGCAGAGAUGUGCUUGCUUUUAUCAGGAAGAAGCAACAUGAGUUGGGAAAUUUCAGCAAGAAGAAAAAGAAAGUUGCUGAUAUCAAACAGCCCGAAGACUUCGUGCUUGAGUUCAGGGCUAAGUUGAGAGUUAGAGGAAGAAGAUUCUUAAGUCAUUCGCAUCUCUCUCACUCUGAUUCUCUCUCUGUUCAUUUUCUCCAUUUAUACAUUUCUUCUCCAAUUCUUCUUCUCGUUACGGCCAAUUCCUCCAGAACAGAACAAGCGAGGUCAAUAAGUAAAGUUGGCUUAGCUGGUGAACAGAGAGGUUUUGGUCUGUGGUUUGGAGAAGAAGCCAUGAGCCUUCAAAGUGUAUCAAAGUCAAGCAACGCCCUUGAAGGUAUCUAUGGGGUUCAUGUCGUGUCUCAUUCACCUUUCUCAUACGACCGGACAACCCAAGUCGGUGACUUUCAGACCAACUGUGAAUCCUCAGACAUGGGAUCAAAUCAGCGACUGUUCAUCGAACGUGUUUGGCAACAACGACCUCCAUGCCUAAGGCCAAUCCAUUGCAGCAUCCGCGGUGACCAAAGUUUCUUAGAAACAGCUGCUAAUGUCGCUACUUCGCUUCCUUUCAUUGUCCUCGGGAUGCAGGCACCAAGGAAGAAUUUGAACACAAAAGUGUACGCAAACUCCCUAAUUGGAGUUGGAAUCGCAUCGAGUUUGUAUCAUGCCUCUAGGGGAAAGUUGAGGAAGUACCUGAGAUGGCUAGAUUACACAAUGAUAGCCACAACAACAAUCUGUCUCUCAAGGGCUCUAAGGAAUGAGAACCCAAAGUUAUUGAUGGCUGCAUCAGCUUUAGCUCUGCCGUUUCAGCCUCUCAUGGUCUCUGCUGUUCACACCGGAAUGAUGGAGGUCGCAUUUGCUAAAAGAAGCUUAAUGGAUCCCGAUCUCAAAACAGCUCAUAACGUGCACAAGAUGUCUUCGUUACUAGGAGGCGCCUUGUUCAUAGCUGAUGAUUUCUUCCCCGAGACACCUUUCCUUCAUGCCGGCUGGCACCUCGCUGCAGCCAUUGGGGUCGGAACAUGUAAUAAGCUUCUUGAGUAG
Arabis nemorensis is the source of this 1167-nucleotide messenger RNA. The record is from the annotation of a GenBank genome assembly. NCBI's taxonomy places the organism in Eukaryota, Viridiplantae, Streptophyta, Magnoliopsida, Brassicales, Brassicaceae.